Octopus sinensis (East Asian common octopus) is the source of this 1516-nucleotide messenger RNA. RefSeq lists its product as uncharacterized. The transcript has 8 exons. NCBI's taxonomy places the organism in Eukaryota, Metazoa, Mollusca, Cephalopoda, Octopoda, Octopodidae. The coding region runs from base 218 to 1333 and encodes 371 amino acids. The record is from RefSeq and is a predicted model, not a curated record.
UUUUUUAUAUAACCUCUUGGCAAACGAUGUAAACCGUUUAGUGAAUCGGGGCCCGGGAAAAGCAAAGUUCCAGUAAAACAGUGUCCCCACAUUGUCCAGUAUGGUCAUCCUAUACACACCGAGAAGAAUUAUUUAACAGACACACACACACACACACACUGUCGAUCUUUCGAACAGAAAGGAUUAUUUAUUUAAUAUUUAUAGACAUAUUUCUAUCAUGGGAUCUAUUUUCCACGGAUUUUUACGUUUGGUGGAGUUUACCUUCUUGGUCUACAUGUUGAUGUGGUCCUUCGACCCUGUACAAGGAACUGAAUUUUGCUCCACCCACAUCAGGGCCCAGACAUUUGCCUGCAAUAAUGGGAGUGUGAUGUUCAUUGAAAAGUUAAAUGCCUUGAUGGACAGUGAUUGGAAAUGUCUUCAAGAUCUCAAGUUUUAUUGCAACAGAUACCGAAAGUGCAACAUGCCACAUUCUUGUCAGAAUGCAUCAAUAGAUGCCAGAAUACUUUAUGGCUGCAUCCCAGAUGUUAAGAAUGAAAAAGAACAUGUGUGUUCAGACAAGACAAAUUCCAGAGAUUUAGAAGACCAAAUCUUCCUUGUUACACCACAUAAUAUGGAAACUAUUACAAGAUGUAAUUGGAGGCUGAAGACUCUCACCAAUGGAAUGUUGAUACUUUACGUCCUCAAUGCCUCUGACGCCAGCCUCUUGGCAAUGCAUCAUCGUAAUCAUCAUGAACAGAAACCGUUAUAUCGAGCUUUAGUUAUCAAUGUCACAGCAAAUGAAGCAAUAGACCUAACUAUUGAUCCUAAGUCACCGACUUGGUUGGUAGCAAAAUUGAUUCAUCAGACUGUGAAGGAUGUCAGCCUCCAAGAUUUUAUUUCCUGUCCAGUUUCUGACAAACCUAAAAAAGGCAGAAGCCUUGCAGAAAUUUGCCUCGCAACUUUAGCAGGCUAUAAAAUCGCUGUAAUUGUGUUAUGUUGUGCUGUCCUCAUCUUGGUGGCCAUCUUGUCAAUAAUAAUCCAUUGUUACUGUAAGAAAAUCAAGUCUACACAAAGAUCUCGAGACACGUCAGGGAAUCGGCCGACAUCAACUGUGAUUCCAUAUCAGACGACCCUGAUCAAUGGCUCCAAGAAGAACAAGUUAAAUCAAUUAAACCACAACCUGUCAUCACCCAAUCAUUUGAGAAAAGACAAACACCUGUACGACCACUUAAGCCGUUAUGACUCAUCCUAUGCUGUGCGAUUUGACCCCAACACGUCCAAGAAUAACUGGAAAAGAUCUUAUGAUGAUUCCGACUCAGAUUCUACCUAUGCUACUGUUGGCGAGAACUCGUAGAAACUGUCAAAGACAAAUUCUUUAAGACUUGCUUUGCUGCAUUAUGUUUGUUAAUCAGGAUUCACGUGUCUUGUCAGUGGAGUUUUAUAUUUAUUCGGUCUCUGCUCCUCACCAAACUCUGCCAUCAUUCUGUGAUUAAUAAUAAUGUUCCAGAAUUCCAUUUAAAUAUCUCUCUGACACACC